Molecule: messenger RNA, 2548 nt
Organism: Drosophila mojavensis
Lineage: Eukaryota; Metazoa; Arthropoda; Insecta; Diptera; Drosophilidae
Gene: put
Product: activin receptor type-2A
Exons: 6
Coding region: 529-2088 (519 amino acids)
Biological process (GO): protein phosphorylation; activin receptor signaling pathway; cellular response to growth factor stimulus
Cellular component (GO): activin receptor complex; plasma membrane
Molecular function (GO): activin receptor activity; ATP binding; activin binding
Source: RefSeq, a predicted model, not a curated record
GGUACACUUGUACCUAUUGUGAUAAUCGUAGUUGCGAGUGAACUGCGUGCAAAUUAAUAAAUCGCGUAAUAAUAAUUUAUGAAAAACAUAAAAUGCAGCUUACAAACGCAUUUAAAAUGCCACACGAGAAAAUGUGAUAGCAAAGUUAAUGAUAAUGCAAAUCGAAAUCGUGAAAAUGCACAUGGAAAAAACGUGUGGUCCGCAACUUUGCUGCUACUGCUGCAGCAGAAAAUAAAUUACAUACAAACACGCACACCGCUUCAUACAUAUGUAUAUACAUAAUAUAUAUAUGCAUACAUAAUAUCAAAUAUUAAUUUCUUGGAUUAAAAAGUGCAACGAACACAGUCAGCCAACAAGCCUGUAAUGCCAACAAGUUUAUAUUGAAUAAAUCGAAUGUAAAACGCAAUUUUCUCAAAGAAAAUUUUCUAUGUGCCAAAAUAAAAACAAAAAUUCUCCAAAUAUAGCCCGUGUAUUUAGUUACGUAUACAUUUAGUGUUGUAAACAAGUUACAGCGAUAACGCAAUAACAAUGUCUAGGUACAAUUUUGUGCUUUAUCUAGUGGCGCAGCUAAUUCUUGCCUGCCAUCUGCUGCUGCUGCCUGCGGCUAGAGGUGCCGUCUUGCCCGAGGGCCACAACAUCAACUGUGAACACUAUGACGAGAAGGAUUGCACCACGCACAACGACUGCUCCAUCACCAUCGAGCGCUGCCAGGUGGAGGCGGACAAAUCUCCCAGCUGCUACGUUCUCUGGAGUGCCGACGAAGUGACUGGCAUCAAGAAAAUCAAAAUGAAGGGCUGCUUCACGUACAUGCACGAGUGCAACCAGACCGCCUGCAACACCAGCAGCAAGCCGCGGCAGGGCAACAUACAUUUCUGCUGCUGCAAGGGCUCGAUGUGCAACAACGAGUACAAUUGGAUACCGCCCACCACGGAGGCAACAACACAAGUGCCCAAAGAGAAGACGCAGGACGAGAAUAAUGUGAACUUCUACAUAUUGUGGUCGUCGGUGCUGGCCGUCCUGAUGGUCGUGCCCGUGGUCAGUUUCUUCUCCUACCGACGGCUCAAACGGGUGCACUUCAACGAGAUACCCAAGCACGAGGCGGAAAUCACAAACUCAUCGCCGCUGCUAAACAACCGGCCGAUACAACUGCUGGAGCAGAAGGCCAGCGGGCGAUUUGGCGACGUGUGGCAGGCGAAGCUGCACGGUCAGGACGUGGCCGUGAAAAUCUUUCGCAUGCAGGAGAAGGACUCGUGGACCACUGAGAACGAGAUAUAUAAACUGCCGCGCAUGCGUCAUCCCAACAUUUUAGAGUUCUUGGGCGUGGAAAAGCACUUGGAUAAGCCCGAGUAUUGGCUGAUAUCCACAUAUCAGCAUAAUGGCUCUCUGUGCGACUAUCUGAAGUCGCAUACGAUUACCUGGACGGAGUUGUGCCGCAUUGCCGAAUCGAUGGCCAAUGGCCUGGCGCAUUUGCACGAGGAGAUACCGGCCAGCAAGACGGAAGGCCUGAAGCCCUCGAUAGCGCAUCGUGACUUUAAGUCGAAGAAUGUGCUGCUCAAGGGAGACCUAACAGCCUGCAUAGCUGACUUUGGACUAGCCAUGAUCUUUCAGCCGGGCAAACCGUGCGGCGAUACACACGGCCAGGUGGGCACUCGACGCUAUAUGGCGCCUGAGGUUCUCGAGGGUGCCAUUAACUUCAAUCGUGAUGCCUUUUUGCGCAUCGAUGUCUACGCCUGCGGAUUGGUGUUGUGGGAAAUGGUCUCACGCUGCGACGUUGUGGGUCCCGUGGGCGAAUACCAGCUGCCAUUCGAAGCGGAGCUAGGACAGCGGCCCACGCUGGAUGAAGUGCAGGAGAGCGUGGUGAUGAAGAAAUUGCGUCCACAUUUGCUUAACUCCUGGCGUUCCCAUAUGGGUCUCAGCAUAUUCUGCGACACGAUGGAAGAGUGCUGGGAUCACGAUGCCGAGGCCCGUCUCAGCUCCUCCUGUGUAAUGGAGCGGUUUGCGCAGCUCAACAAAUAUCCAACCACACAGUUGCUCAUCAAGAACCACACCAACAUCGAGGAUGCAAAGGAGACCACAAAUUGUUUAUAGAAGCGGUACUAAAUCACAGCCGACGCGGCCAGGCUGUGAUUUGAUAGCCACGAACAUUAGAAUUCGUUCUUUUUAAUUAUGAUAUAUAUUCAACACUUUAGUUUUACUGUAGUAUUGUGCAUAGCCAUGCGCACAGACAUACACAGAGAAAAGCAGCGAUUAGCGAUCAGCGAUCUGCAAUUCGGCAGCUGCCAUUUAUAUAUAUAUAUAGAUACACAAAAGCCCCUGCGCCCGCCCUGCGCCCCUUAGACAUUAGCUUACUGUAAGCUAAGAACAGAACAAAGCGCUACUAUAUGUGGGCUACACCAGAGAGAUUAAUUGGAAUUUUAAAAUUGUAUCUAUAGCCUGGGAUAAGUUUCGAAAUGCGAAAUUCUCUCCACACACAUUGCAUGAUUAUGUUUGUGCUCAUCUCACAUAAUCUUCAUCGACUGAUACCUAUAAACACAUUACGUAAAUUUAA